AUGUCAGACUAUAAAGCGAUUUUGGAAGAAGAGUUCGAAGUGUUAGAAUCUAUAUUUCCAGAUGAGCUAGAAAAGUUAUCAGAUACAUCUGUAUCAAUCCGCAUAGAACCUGAAGAACAGUCCAUCUCCAAUCCCAUCGCGUUGCAGUUGAUCAUAGAAUACCCCGAGACGUACCCUGAUGUGAUACCGAUAAUAUCCCUAGAGGAGAUAGAUGAUGAAGAUGGCUUGAGGGAAGGUGAAGAAGAUGUGGUAUUGGAUAAUCUGAAAGAAGUGGCCGAAGAGUCAAUAGGCAUGGCCAUGACAUUCACGAUAGCCUCUGCAGCUAAGGAAGCUUUGGCGUUGUUGAUAGUGGAUCGAGCGAGGAAGGAAAAGGAAGAAGAUGAUAGGAAGACGAGGGAGUAUGAAGAGGCCGAGGCGGCACGUACACGAGGUACACCGUUGACAAAGGAAUUAUUCGAUAAAUGGCGUAAAUCAUUUACAGCUGAGAUUAAAGCUAAACGAGAGAAAGAGGAAGACGAUAGAGUGAGAGCUUUGAAUCCUAAAGAAAGGGAAGAGUGGAGGAAAAGAAAAGAGAGACCGACUGGUCGACAGCUAUUCGAAUCGUCCACUACACUCGCCACAUCCGACGAAGGGUUGUACGAAGAAGGAGUGGAAGAGGUGGAUAUGCGUAAAUACACUAGAGAGCAGAGAGAGGCAGAGAGAAGGAAAGAGGAAGAAGAUGAGGAAAGAAGGAGGAGGGGGUUGGUCGGUGAUGGAGAUAGUGAUAAUGAAUAG
Molecule: messenger RNA, 774 nt
Organism: Kwoniella mangroviensis CBS 8507
Lineage: Eukaryota; Fungi; Basidiomycota; Tremellomycetes; Tremellales; Cryptococcaceae
Exons: 8
Coding region: 1-774 (257 amino acids)
Biological process (GO): cytoplasmic translation
Molecular function (GO): protein binding
Source: RefSeq, a predicted model, not a curated record